Molecule: messenger RNA, 1685 nt
Organism: Ixodes scapularis (black-legged tick)
Lineage: Eukaryota; Metazoa; Arthropoda; Arachnida; Ixodida; Ixodidae
Product: gonadotropin-releasing hormone II receptor-like
Exons: 3
Coding region: 998-1561 (187 amino acids)
Biological process (GO): G protein-coupled receptor signaling pathway
Cellular component (GO): membrane
Molecular function (GO): peptide binding; G protein-coupled receptor activity
Source: RefSeq, a predicted model, not a curated record
CAUUUCGCGCAUUUCUCCAAGACAUAUAGAGUCACACUCCAAGACUCAAUUGAAUAAAGAAAAUAAAGGCGAACCCCAAUUCACAAGACCUGAGCGCGGGCUGCAAAUUAAAGCUCCCAUUUGCAGGGUUCAACGUUACCUUUUAGUUGAGGCUCGCACCCUUCAGACGAGAGUGUACAAGGUCACCGGAAUCGCGGGAUUUUCGUCUUCCGUGCCUCAGAGAAACCAGUUAACGAUUCCUGUAUCACACCUAGCACACAGCGCCCUAUUAUGCCCUUUGUUUUGCGAGUAAAAUUAUUAAUCAGUAGCAACCUCACGAUCAAUAUAUUAUUACUUACCUCAUGGUCAAGAAGAACAGGAAUGCUAUAAAUUAAGUAAUGGAGAAACACGCGAGUCUCAUAGACCAACAGAAUUAACCGCGCCGCGCAACUAUGAAAUAAAAUGAGCGCCGACUCGCUCAUUGGUCGGGCCCAUGGCGCAUGCGCUGAUCGAUCCACGCUAGCCCCGUGUUCCCGCCUUCCGAUCAAAACGAUCAGAUGGGAGCUUGGGCUCAGAGCAGACCGAACUCCCCGCAACAAAGUCAACUCUCUUUGGUGUCGGGAAGCGGGGGCGCCGGAGAAUGAUUCCUUCAUUUAAAAUAUUACCGUUCGUUUCUUUUGGGCAGACGUCCACUUUCUCUUUAAUAUUUUAUUUGUGCGUAAAGAUGACAGGGGUUUUGGAGGUCCUGGGUUGAAUCAUCGCCUGUAGUCGAUAUCUACUCAUUUUGUUCGCUGGAAAGUAGGCGUGAAACUUUUUCGACGGUAUCGCAUCUCUGGCGAAGGCAUGAAGCCGAAAAAGGCGCGCCGCUGGGAUCUUUUGACAAAACACGAGCCUUAGGGCAUGAUCUCGAUGGGACAGGUCGAUGCCAGAUCCCAGUACCAGAUCCCCUUGAGACAGGUCCCUAUGCCCAUGCGACAGGUCCCUGAAGCUACGUGAGUACUGUCGGCCGCUAGUCCUCAUGGCUGAUAACCAGACGUACCAUCACGGUACGCACGCCUCUAGUGGCCCCGAAAACGCGUCUUCGCCGAGUUUUCCGCUGCCCGACGACCUGACCUUCAACACCCUGUCCCUCGUUCAAGUCAUCGUGUACUCGGUGCUCUUCGUCGCGGCCGCAGCUGGCAACGUGUCCGUGUUCUUCAGCCUCUUCGGCGAGAGACACCGCAAGUCCAGGAUCAAGCUGAUGAUUCUGCAUCUGGUUGUGGCCGACCUAAUCGUCACCUUCGUCAUGAUUCCGCUGGAGAUCAUCUGGAGGCUCACCGUGCAGUGGACCGCGGGCAACGUCAUGUGCAAGGUGAUGCAGGUGCUCAGGGCGUUCGGACCCUAUCUGUCUUCGAUGGUGCUCGUGUGUAUCAGCGUGGACCGCUACUUCGCCGUGCUGCAUCCGUUCAAGGUGCACGAUGCUCGCCGAAGGGGAAGGAUGAUGCUCGCCGCCGCCUGGUAUACCAGCUUGGUGUGCAGCUCCCCACAGCACGCCUCAUACCCCUCCCGAGAUCCCAAGAAGCCGACGCGUCACCCAAGUUAAACUUAUGCGAUGUGCCACAUGACCAUAUAAGAACACGCCUUCAUCUUCCGGGUGAUGGAGCACCCGGCCAUGCCGGGUUUCUACCAGUGCGUCACGUUCGCCUUCUUUCCGUCGCCGUGGCACG